Cyprinodon variegatus (sheepshead minnow) is the source of this 495-nucleotide messenger RNA. RefSeq names its product synaptophysin (gene syp). NCBI's taxonomy places the organism in Eukaryota, Metazoa, Chordata, Actinopteri, Cyprinodontiformes, Cyprinodontidae. The record is from RefSeq and is a predicted model, not a curated record. The transcript is spliced from 5 exons. Gene Ontology annotation, cellular component: synaptic vesicle; presynaptic active zone; synaptic vesicle membrane. The coding region runs from base 67 to 495 and encodes 142 amino acids.
GUUCCGAAUGAGACGCAUCCCUCCCUCCGCUGUUCUGAUCCUCUUAUCAACGAGUAAGCGGCCAAGAUGGAUGUUGCGAACCAGCUGGUGGCCCAAGGGCAGUUCACAAUACUUAAACAACCUCUGGGGUUCAUUAAAGUUCUACAGUGGAUCUUUGCGAUCUUCGCCUUCUCCACAUGUGGCAGCUACUCUGGCAUGCUCAAGUUUAGUGUGGAGUGUAAAAACCGAUCAGAGAGUGACCUUGGCAUAGAAGUAGAAUUCGAAUAUCCAUUCAGGCUCCAUCAGGUUUACUUUGAUGCGCCCACCUGUAAGGGAGGGAGCAAGGACCGUCUGUUCCUAGUCGGAGACUACUCCUCCUCAGCCGAGUUCUUUGUAACGAUCGGGGUCUUCUCCUUCCUCUACUCCAUGGCAGCCCUUGCUGUAUAUUGUUUCAUGUUGGAGAAGUACCGUGAAAACAACAAAGGACCCCGGAUUCUAGAAUUACACAAUGCUUAA